GAAACCAGUCCGCUAGAUGACGCAGAGCGUUGAGCUGUUAAUGAACAGAGGUGGCGCACAUUUCUCACUUUACUAAACUGUUGUGAAGCUGCUUUGUGGCGGGUUCGUGUGUCGGAUGUGACAGUAGCGCGUUAUCCAACGGCCCCUGAACGCUGCGCCGCCGCGGGAAAGAUGGCGGAGUUGCAGAUGCUGCUGGACGAGGAGAUUCCUGCCGGACGAAAAGCGCUGCUGGACAGCUUCACCAACCUGGACCGGGUGGCUGAGUACUGCGAGAGCAACUAUGUUCAGUCUGCAGACAAGGAACGAGCGCUGGAGGAGACUAAGAGCUACACCACCCAAUCGCUGGCCAGCGUCGCCUACCUCAUCAACACACUGGCCAACAAUGUGCUGCAGAUGCUGGACAUCCAGGCAUCGCAGCUGCGCCGCAUGGAGAGCUCCGUCAACCACAUCUCACAGACUGUUGACAUUCACAAAGAGAAGGUGGCCAGACGGGAGAUCGGCAUCUUGACCACCAACAAAAACACGUCCCACUCACAUAAAAUUGUUGCUCCAGCUAAUCCAGAGCGACCGGUGCGCUUCAUCAGGAAGCCCAUUGACUACAGUGUGCUGGAUGACAUCGGACACGGAGUUAAGUGGUUAUUGAGGUUUAAGGUGAACGGUCAGCAGAACAUGAAGCUGGGUGGGUGUCUGUCCCGGUCCAGCCCCCCCACACAGAAACCUCCCAGUCCCCCAAGGGCAGGAAAGGGCAUCCUAGGGAAGAGCUCCCCCUACAGGACGCUGGAGCCGGUGCGCCCCCCUGUGGUGCCCAACGAUUACGUCUCCAGCCCCACCAGAAACAGUAUGACUGGUGCACAACUUUCAAGUCCAGUGCGCACGGCCACUCUCAACCAUCGGCCCAGAACAUACAGUGGCAGCAGUGGAGGCAGUCAUCCUAGCAGCAGCAGUCGCAGCAGCAGCAGGGAGAACAGCGGCAGCAGCUGUGUGGGCGUUCCCAUCGCCGUGCCGACGCCCUCCCCACCAUCUACCUUCCCAGUUUCCCCAACUGCUGAACCAGCUAGCUCUUCCUCCACUGCUCCUAACUCCUCCCCUUCCCCGACCCCUUCCUCCUUCUCCUCUUCCUCCUCCUCCACAACAACCCUAACACAGCCCAAUGCUCCUUUGCCCCCAAACUCCCCUAUACAACACAGCACCUCACCACCCCAACCUAACACGCCUCCCAGCACCUCCCCAUCUGGUAACCCCACCCCCGAAGUCCAGCUGGUCCUCCCUCCUCCUCCCCUGUCCUCCUCCUCAUCUCCUGCUGAAGGUCCCAUCGUCCCUCAGUUCUACAGUAUGAACCGGCCUCAGCCUCGACAGCAGACGCCUCAGGUAGGGGGGUCCCUGCCUUACCGCCGCCCUCCCUCUGUCACUGAUCAGCCCAUCACCGCCCCAACCCAGGUCAAUGGCGGUCCCUACUACACCCAGAGCCCAGCCUCUCCCCCGCCCUCCUCCCUCCUCCAAUUCUCUCCUCAGCUUCCUCUGAUGGGUUUUGUUGCUCGUGUUCAGGAGUCCAUCUCAGACGCCAUUUCUCCUCCUCACCCAGCUGCUGAGAGCCAGUCGGCACCCGAGGAGCUCCUCCCCACACCUCAGCCACAGGAGGACGGACAUGAAGAGGACUCGGCAGUGGUGGAGUACAGUGACCCGUAUGCUGAGGAGGACCCACCCUGGGCCCCCAGAACCUACUUGGAGAAAGUGGUGGCCAUCUACGACUACACUGCCGACAAAGAGGACGAGCUGUCGUUUCAGGAAGGAGCCAUCAUCUACGUGAUCAAGAAGAACGAGGAUGGUUGGUUUGAAGGCGUGAUGAACGCCACCACCGGCCUCUUCCCUGGGAACUACGUGGAGUCUAUAAUGCACUACGCCGACUGAGGACAGCUGUGCUGUCUUGAAUCUGAACAUGAAGAGAAAAUGGACUCUGGUCCAUUUUAGUUUUUUGUUUGUUUAUAUACAUACUAACAUAAAUGUGAUGUGAUGUUCUGAGCCAUGUCCCUCUUUACUCUAAAGGGUCUUUGUUGGCUCGGGUUGUUGGCGACAUCUCAUUUAACAGGGAUCAUUCUGUGCUGGAGGAAUGAGUGUGGUGUGUGCAGCAGCCUGAGAACCCCAUCCCUAAUAUAAGAAUAUUCUGAGUGACUGAGCCAAAUAUAAGGACACAGUCCUGAAACUAAACAAAAACACUGAGAUGUUUAACGUCACAAAAUAAACGAACUGAAGUUCACUGACGCAAAGUCUUUCAGGUUGUCCCUUCAAACAGUUUGAGGUUAAUUUAUACUUAUUUAUAUAUAGGUGAUAUUUAUGCUUUAUCUUUAGCACCAAACCCUCAUCAAACACUUGGUGCCACUGUUGAAGUUUACAGUGUGUUUUAUUUGGUUUCUUUGUGUGUGUGUGCACCAAACUCUCCUUUGUGGACUAAAGUGACUGUGGACCUGAGAACAGUGUUCCUGUUGUUGUGCAGUUAUUUCAGAGGCAUUUGAUCUUCAGAAACCAGAGGACGUCAACUGGUCGGCACCUGUUCUGGCUCCUAAACAGUUUGACCUUCUCUAGAUUUUGCUUUGCCUGCAAUAUCCCUUUAAACAGUGUGGACAGACUGUUUCUCUGAGGCUGAUUUUGCCAGGAACCUGCUCCAUCGUGCUCUCUGCACACACUACAUCAAGAAACGGCCUUAGGUGGUUUCUUAUCUCAUCUGUUGAUGUGUAGAAGUGGUAUUAGUGAGCAGGGUGGCACAGGCUCCACCAAAAAAACACAAUAACAGUAAUUGUUACUUCAACUUUCCAUUCUAUCUGUUUACUAUUCUAACCCCUGUUCUUCAUAAGGGUCAUGGGGGAAGUGAAGCCUAUCGCAGCUUUGCUUGCACAAGAGUCACGGUUCACCUGGAUAGAGACAUCAGACAAUUGAUCACACCUGCGGGCAACAAUUUCAGGUUUGUCUGUUCACCGAGCCAAUACGUUGGCCUGUAGCAUCUUCCUGGUAGAACGUGAUGUCCAGAGAAGUUUUCUGUUUUCCAAAGCACAAAGCUCUUUAGUAAUAAAACAGUGAGGUUACAAUGACUAUUAUAAAUAAAUGUUUUAACAAUA
Messenger RNA from Betta splendens (Siamese fighting fish), 3110 nucleotides. RefSeq names its product abl interactor 2-like. NCBI's taxonomy places the organism in Eukaryota, Metazoa, Chordata, Actinopteri, Anabantiformes, Osphronemidae. Gene Ontology annotation, molecular function: SH3 domain binding. The transcript has 12 exons. The record is from RefSeq and is a predicted model, not a curated record. Bases 172 to 1908 code for a protein of 578 amino acids. Gene Ontology annotation, cellular component: lamellipodium.